AUGCCUGUUUCAACUGAAGAGGAUAAUACUAUCGCUGAUAUAUUUUUUGAGGAGGAAGACCUUCCGUAUGAGGAGGAUAUUCUCCGCAACCCCUACAAUGUGAAAUGCUGGCUCAGGUACAUUGAGCACAAGAAAGAUGCCAGGAAGGAGGUACUCAACACAGUCUACGAGCGGGCUCUCAAACAGUUGCCAGGAAGCUAUAAGUUAUGGUACAGCUACCUGAAGCUGCUCCGAUCUCAAGUCAGAGGCAUGAUAGUCACUGACCCAGCAUAUGAAGAGAUCAACAGUGCAUUUGAGCGAUCUCUGGCCUUCAUGCAUAAGAUGCCUAGGAUUUGGUUGGACUAUCUUCACUUUUUAAUUGACCAGGGAAAAAUAACUCGUACCCGGCGUUGCUUCGAUCGGGCUUUGCGGUCUCUCCCCAUCACACAGCAUGGCCGUAUCUGGCCCUUGUAUCUGAAGUUUGUGCGCUCCCAUGACUUACCGGAAACAUCCGUCAGGGUCUACAGAAGGUUCUUGAAGCUCCAGAAAGAAGGCUCCGAGGAGUACAUCAGUUUCCUCAUUUCCAUUGGCUGGUUAGAUGAAGCUGCUCAGCGUUUGGCUGACGUUAUCAAUGAUGAGAGCUUUGUGUCAGUCGAAGGAAAAUCAAAACAUCAGCUGUGGAACCAGCUGUGUGAGUUGAUAGCCAAGAACCCAGACAAGGUUACCUCACUAAAAGUGGAGCCAAUUUUACGGCAGGGGCUGAAGAGGUACACAGACCAGAUUGGUGUGCUGUGGAAUUCAUUGGCCGACUAUUACAUCAGAGGUGGUCAUUUUGAGAGGGCCAGAGAUAUUUAUGAAGAAGCCAUUCAGACGGUGAUAACUGUCCGAGACUUCACGCAAGUCUUUGAUGCUUGUGCUCAGUUCGAGAAGAGUAUGAUUGCUGCCAAGAUGGAGACCAUGGAAGAAGAAGGAGCUAGUGAAGAAGAUGACCUUGAACUAGAACUGAGAUUAGCAAGACUGGAGAACCUCAUGGACAGGCGGCCGCUGCUAUUGAACAGUGUGCUGCUGCGACAAAACCCACACAAUGUUCAUGAAUGGCACAAGAGAGUGUCUUUAUUUGAGGGAAAACCCAGGGAGAUCAUCAAUACCUACACAGAAGCCGUGCAGACGGUGGACCCCAAGGUAGCCUCCGGGCGGCCUCACACACUGUGGGUGGAGUUUGCCAAGUUUUAUGAGAAGAACGAUCAGAUUGAAGACGCCAGAAUUGUGUUUGAGAAGGCAACCCAAGUCCCAUACAAGCACGUGGAUGACCUGGCCAGCGUGUGGUGUGAGUGGGCGGAGAUGGAGCUGAGACAUGAUAACAGCGACGAAGCUCUAAGAUUAAUGCAGAGAGCAACAACACCAUUGAAACGACAAGUGGCUUAUCAUGAUGAGACAGAAACCGUGCAGGCUCGUGUUCACAAGUCGCUCAAAGUUUGGUCGCUGUAUGCAGACUUAGAGGAGAGCUUUGGCACAUUCAAGUCAUGUAAAGCUGUGUACGACAAGAUCAUCGAUCUCCGCAUCGCCACGCCGCAGAUCAUCAUGAACUACGCCAUGUUUCUGGAGGAAAACAACUAUUAUGAGGAAGCUUUCAAGGCAUAUGAGAAGGGUAUUGCGUUGUUCAAGUGGCCAAAUGUAUACGACUUAUGGAACACCUACUUGACCAAGUUCAUCACCAGAUAC
Messenger RNA from Candidula unifasciata, 1701 nucleotides. Lineage: Eukaryota; Metazoa; Mollusca; Gastropoda; Stylommatophora; Geomitridae. The record is from the annotation of a GenBank genome assembly.